AUGAAGGCCUCUAUGUCUCGCCAGACCUACAGCACCAAAGGGGGCUUCAGCUCCUCCUCGGCCUCUGGCAGCCGUGGUCUGGGCGGCACUCGCACCCACACCAGCUUCAGCUCCACGACAGUGUCCAGAGGUGGCAGCAGGCUUGGGGGUGCUGCCUGUGGCGGCCCCAAGACCAGCUUUGGCAGCCACAGCCUCUACAAUCUGGGUGGUAGCAGGAGUGCCUGUGGCAGUGUGGUUCAGAGGGCCUCCCAAGGGAGGCCCUUUGGGGGAUUCGGUGCUGGGGCUGGUGGCUUUUUAGGUCUGGGCACCAUGAGGUCAAACUUUGGGUCCUCCUGUCCCCCGGGAGGCAUCCAGGAGGUGACUGUCAACCAAAGUCUGCUAACCCCCCUAAAUGUGGAGAUUGACCCUGAGAUCCAGAGGGUGAGGACGCAGGAGCGGGAGCAGAUCAAGACUCUCAAUAACAAGUUCGCCUCCUUCAUUGAUAAGGUACGGUUCUUGGAGCAGCAGAACAAGGUGUUGGAGACCAAGUGGGCCUUGCUUCAGGAGCAGAGCCAGAACACCAAGUUUCCUGAGGGUCUGGAGCCAAUACUUGAGUCACAGAUCAACAGUCUUGGGAGGCACCUGGAUAACCUCAAGAAUGAGAAGGGGAAGCUGGAAACGGAGCUGGGUAACGUGCAGGACCAGCUGCACAACUUUAAAGACAGAUAUGAAGAGGAAAUCCAUAAGCGAACAGAAGCUGAGAAUGAGUAUGUCAUCCUUAAGAAGGAUGUUGAUUCGGAGUACCUAGUUCAUGAGCGUCUCAAGGCUGACCUCGCAAACCUAAUUGAGGAGCUCAGAUUCCUUUCGGUUCUCUAUGAGGCGGAGCGAGAAGGGUCCCAAACUCAUGUUUCUGAUACCAAUGUUGUCCUGUCCAUGGAUAACAAUCGAUGCCUAGAUCUGGACAGCAUCAUUGCUGAGAUCAAGAACCAAUAUGAGGAGAUUGCCAGGAAGAGUCGAGCAGAGGCAGAGUCAUGGUACCAGACCAAGUAUGAGGAGCUCCAGGUGACAGCUGGGAAGCAUGGGGACCAUCUCCGAGACACCAAGAAUGAGAUUGCUGAGCUCACCCGCACCGUGCAGAGACUGCAGGGGGAGAUCGACUCAGUAAAGAAGCAGUGUCAGCAGCUGCAGACGGCUAUUGCUGAUGCGGAACAGCGUGGGGAGAUGGCCGUCAAAGAUGCUCAGAAGAAGUUGGGAGACCUGGAGAAGGCCCUCCACUAUACCAAGGAGGAGCUGACUAAGCUUCUGCGGGACUACCAGGAGCUGAUGAACAUCAAACUAGCCUUGGAUAUGGAGAUAGCUACCUACAAGAAGCUGCUGGAGAGUGAGGAGGGCAGAAUGUCUGGAGAGUGUCCCAAUGCUAUUAGCAUUUCGGUGACAGGCAGCUCUACCAGUAUGUGUGGCGGGGGCAGCCAAGUUGUCGGCAGUGGCAGCUUUGGGGGUGGCUUGUCCAUGGGCAGCAGUGGUGGAGGAGUGAAGGGGGGCUAUGGCUCUUCCUCUGGUUAUGUCAAGGGAGGGGCUAGCACUGGGGGAACCUCUAUCUUGAGGAAGACCACCACUACCACAGUCAAGUCGUCCAACCGGAGGUAUUAACCAUCUUGUGACAUGUCAAACUGAUGCCAGCCAUUCUGUUUCCUCGAAAGCUUUCUUUUUCCCACCUCCCAGCCCACCCUGAACCUUUCUUCCUUUCCCUCAUACCCACCCACUCAGACCUUCACAGAGCUCCCCAUUCAGGAGCCCCAAAUAACCAGGAAAGUCACAUUUGCCCAUGUUGGCAUAUUGUAUCAUUUACUUAUAGUGGCUUUCUAGUGUCUAAGUGCAGCUAAUGGAAGAGGCAUUGAGGCUAUCAGAAUGAGAAAGUUGAAUUGGGCUGCUUGGUAUAGUGGAAAGACCAUGGGAUUUGGAUUCAGAAGACUUGGGUUUGAAUCUUGGUUUUGCUGUGUGACCUUGGGUAGGAUGAUCAAGGUUCUCUGAGCUUCCUCAGUUUCCUGUUUUGUAAAAUGAAAGGGUUGGAUUGGAUGUUCUUGAAGUCCCUUCAAGCACUAGAUUCUAUGAUUAGUGGGAGAUUAAGUUUUGCUGAAUUCUCAAGGCAGUCUCAGUUUACCUCAGUCUCCCUGCCUGUUCAUGCUGGGUUUUUUGUUAUGCAUGGUCUGAUCAUAAAACUUCAGGUGUAAGGAGAGGGGGAAGCCAUCUUUCCCUUUUCUGCCCCUGCCCCAAACAAAACCAAUCCUGAGAGUCUCCCAGACCUUUCCUAUAAUUGUUCUUCCCCUCCCUCCUUUUUAUUGCUUAUGAUAUAUCACAAUAAAC
Molecule: messenger RNA, 2343 nt
Organism: Dromiciops gliroides (monito del monte)
Lineage: Eukaryota; Metazoa; Chordata; Mammalia; Microbiotheria; Microbiotheriidae
Gene: KRT79
Product: keratin 79
Exons: 9
Coding region: 1-1629 (542 amino acids)
Biological process (GO): intermediate filament organization; keratinization
Cellular component (GO): keratin filament
Molecular function (GO): structural constituent of skin epidermis
Source: RefSeq, a predicted model, not a curated record